Serpula lacrymans var. lacrymans S7.9 is the source of this 3756-nucleotide messenger RNA. RefSeq lists its product as uncharacterized. The coding region runs from base 1 to 3756 and encodes 1251 amino acids. The transcript has 7 exons. The record is from RefSeq and is a predicted model, not a curated record. Lineage: Eukaryota; Fungi; Basidiomycota; Agaricomycetes; Boletales; Serpulaceae.
AUGAAAGCGGGCGAGACAGGGAAAGUCGCAGGAGUCAAGAAGGUCGAGUGGACAUUUCUGAAUGAAGAGAAGGCCCAGGUCUACGAUUCUCGGGGCACAUCGAAGAGCUCUGUUUAUAGUCCUGUAAAAGACGGGGAUGCAUACGGAGGUAGCUCAGAACAUAAGAUUGAAGAGGGAAAGACGGUGAAUGACCGUACCGCCAAAGCUGCGCAGCUCGACGGGCAGGCCUUACGCCGUUCACGCACGCCCGCACGACGCUCCCUCAUCAAGAAAUCUUCAACGAAAUUCGCAACAAUGAUUCCAUUCAUCCCAACCGUCGCACUUGCUUUCGUCUCGUUCAUAUCCUCAGCUUUCAUCGUUCUUCGUAUAGUAAUUCCCAUUUUACCUCCUCACCCUUUGAGCCGACGAGUUUCACCCGCCGAGUUUGGACUGCCUAACUACAAUUUUCGUUCUCUUUCUUCAGCCGACAAGAGUCAUCUCUGGCUCGCCUCUCUCGACAUCCUUGCACUCGGUGUGUUCAUCUGGCAAGCAGUUACAGAAUAUCUUGGUGGUCCCGCAGACUUCAGCGAAGCACUUGAUGCAGCUUCAGCAUCUAGGCUCUGGUUUGCGUUGACUAUCCGUCAAACGUGUCUCUUAGUCGUAUCUACUCUUACGCUGCUUCACAUCCGUAUGGGCCGUUCAGUAUCGUUCGGUGCAAAGCACUGGAUCCUUUGGGCACCAACCUUGCUUCUUGCCGUAACGUCCACGGUUAUGGCAGGUAUUCUUGCAGACACUGGCGUUACAGGUUUAUUCGUAGGCCUCGUUGCCUAUUCGACCACGGUUGCUCUCCUAAGCACUGUGGCGUUUGGUGGCCUAAUCUUCACGUUGAUCAUCAUCAAGCGCAACUUGGCCGCGUUGAACGACCCCGCGGAUAGCUGGCCUCCCGCCAAGGAGGUUGAAGACAAGCCCCGUCCGUCUUUUGCCACUGAAGAUGUGGAUGCUAUGCGCGAGGGUAGCUCUUGGAUUACGUCGGAUGCUAGCUCUCGCCAUGAGUCCGUGUCAGGUUGGUCAUUCUCAACCCAUCAUACUCACCACCGUCACGGAUCGGUUCGCGUCAAUGCUGCAGCCGCUUCUCAGGUGUCUGUCGCAGCUAAAUCAUCGUUCUGGUUCAACCCCCCUACACCUGCUAAUGGACGUGAUUCUGGUAUACCUCCCGUGCCGCCUCUGCCAUCUCCUUACAAACAGAGUACUUCGCCAACCUGUGCUUUAAGUGACGACCCAGACCCCUUCCGACGCGACGUUCCAGACAAUCAACGUGCUCGCCUCGGCUCACAAACCUCUUGGCUGACCUCGCCUUCUGCAUCUCAAGUCACUUUGUCUGCUUGGUCUUACCCCACAGGCCGUGGUGACGCCAGUACUCCGGAUCUUAAUGCUGAGUUGCUACCAUCAACCGCGGUAUCACGCCCUGUCACUCCUGCUUUGGCCAGCGCUCAGGUCCUGGGCGGCUAUGGGUACACUCGGGAUGCCGAAAAGGGUAUUGCAUCAUUGGCAGUGACAGGUACUGAAAUUGAUGUGUCUGUCUACCGUGAUUUCCAGGGACUCUCACUUCCUUACUUGUUUGCAGUUUCCCCUCAUGGUUACGCUAUUUCCAGCGCGAUGCCCAUUAUGCUUGUUCUAUCGGUCACUAUCUCCAGUCCUCUCCUGGCUCUUAAUAUAUUGCUGCGGUCGCCUAUCCCCAUCCCAUCUGGGCUUUUCGAUGCCCAUAGCGAACCUCCCUCUAUUGUCAUGCGUGCGCCUUCCCCAGCCACUACAUUGGCAUCCUAUAACCGCGAGUACAAACGUAGCGGUAGCGUCACAGUUGUGGAAGGACGCCGUAGUGGAGAUGUUUGGAUUUCGAAAGGGGAUGCCGUCCAUGGCAAAAGUAAGGUGGGUCGGGCAAUGGGAAUGUUGACUCCGGUACCUAGGUUAGCGGUACUUCCACCAGAAGGUGAAGAACCCCAGGACGGCGAGAUUACACCACCUCUACCCAUGCAGACAGAAGACAUGUCUUUUGGUAACACCGUCCCGCCGACUCCGCAAUCGACGAACAGCGCUGAGUUGGGAAGGGUGAGGAAGGAGUCCAAAGCAUCAUCUCACCUUUCUGGAGGGGAAGACUCUUUGGGAUUUGCUUCCAGGAUCAUGAUUGCUCAGAGGCACUAUUCUGCGCUUGCCACAACGGUUGUUGUACCAGCGUCUCCUGAAAAAGCAUCCGACGACGGUGUUGAGGGUACGACUACUGGUGUCGCCAUUGACCAACAAGUUAUGGCCGUGCGAAAUUCACACCUCCGCUCACGUUCCGUAUCGUCCGAAUUCAGUCCAUCCGAAUUCAGUCCUAGAGCAAUCACGACUUCUGAAGCAAGCUUGAGUCCCCCUCCUUCUCUCCCUCUUCCGCCAACUCCACCCAAUGUUAGGAAUGCCAAACUCGCCAGGCUUGUUCACCGAAAGUCAUACUCAUCCGGCUUCUCUUUUGGCGCGGUUGUAAAUGACGACAUCAACGAAAUCGACGCUCUUACUGCUGGUGUAUUGCCUCUCCUUGUCCCAGGGCUUAAAGUUGGAGAUGACAUGCGCAUCCGUCAUGACUGGAAAUUCUCUCCCCCGAUCAGUAGUACCGUUACCAAGAAAAAGGCCGCACGAACUCACCAUCAACAAUCCUCCGAGUUUGACUUUGGCAUUUUGGGAACAUCAGGAGAAUUCCCUUCGCCUCAACUUCAUUCUACCCCUGCCCAGAGAAAGCAAGCCGCUAGAGCGAAGAAGAUAUCUGCCAGCAAGAGACACCACUUCAGUUUACCUAGCUUGGGUCUUGGCAAAGACGGUGUCCACUCAUGGAUUCCCGAGCUUAAUCGUGCUUUAGAUAACAAAGUAGGGCCAUACGCAACUGUUUCCAACACAGACAGUGCCAGGAGAAAUACUGUUUGGGGUGGCGAGUCUGUGCCUACCCUGUCGCACACAAAGACUGUUAGAGAGGACGACGCCCUUCUCUGCACAAUUCCUGAAGCUCCUCUCGCACGGGCUGCAUCAACUCGCAGCCUUGGACUUCGUGCUGAUGUCCCCCAUGAUGCUCGUUCGUCUGCUGCCUCUCUAUCCGACAAACAUACUAUCGCUCCUCCUUCUGCUGCUUCCACCGUCACGCUGUUUGAACUCGACAAUGGCUCUGGUCCCAUCGCGGAGAGUACACCCCAAGAUUCGCAGAAGAACCAGCAACUGACUACAAGGCACCAACCUCCCGUUAUGCACCUCCCCACUUCUCGUCGCUCAAGUAUUGUUUAUAUCAAACCCGAUGAAAAUGUACAAAAUAAUGACCCUACGCCUACGAACCGCACGUCCUCCAAUGUUUUCGCUCAGUGGUCUUCGCGAGCCGUAAGACCACUUAUACCCAAAGCUAGCAAAUUGCAGCGCAAGCAAUCAUCAUCUGAAGGCAAGCCAGGCUCCCCUAGUGGAGGCCUGCGACCUCUCUCGCUCCUCCAGAAUCGCGACACCAAUCGUACUAGUGAUGUCGCUAAUACGAGUGGAACGCGCCCGCUUGUUCUUGGAAAGAAGAAGCAGAAAGUGACUGUAAUCGCAGAUGAGAAUGCCGAUCCUAGUUCUGAGAACAAACAUCUGAAGCCGCUUCAGCUUGCACGCUCCGACACGAGCAAAGCCCGAGGAGUGCUCCGAAAAGGCGAAGUCAUACCGAACGUGGUUGUACGACCGCCUUCAACAAUGACCGAGCAAACAGGGUUCACUUAUGGUUUCCGUUGA